ACUUCCCGCUCCUGCGCAGUCUGACCUGGCCUAAACACCACUUUAACUUUCGUAUUUUCUUCUAUCUCCCCUCCGCAAACAUGUCGGAGUACAGCUCGGUACCGGCACCCGGGGCUGGAGCUCCUCUCGGCGGACAUCUAGCUAUCGGUAACGGUGGUGGAAUAAAAAAAGAUGCCUUUGCAGACGCGGUACAACGGGCCCGGCAGAUUGCUGCCAAGAUUGGUGAAUGUGCAGGGGUAGCCCCUAUGAACAACAUCAAUGCACCAGACGUCUUUCCCUUCACAGCACAGAAACGACAGCUGGAGGACCCAGAUCAACCUGAGAGCAAGAAAAUGGCUCCACAGAGUGACGUGGACUCAGCCACAGCUCUCUCUAUCGGAGCCCAACUGGCAGCACUGGCCCAGCAGAGUGCCAGGCUCACAACCACCUCAGAGGAGUACAGUGUUCCUGAUGGAAUGGUGGGACUCAUCAUUGGCCGGGGCGGAGAACAGAUCAACAAGAUCCAGCAGGAAUCAGGCUGCAAGGUUCAGAUAGCCCCAGACAGUGGAGGUUUACCAGAGAGGAGUGUCUCUCUCACAGGGUCCCCAGACUCCGUACAGAAAGCCAAGAUUUUAUUGGAUGAGAUUGUGUCUCGGGGGAGGGGCACGCCCCCCUCAUCCUUCCACGAGGCGACCAAUGGACAGAGUGGCUCAGGGCAGGAGAUGAUGAUUCCCGCAGGCAAGGCUGGCCUCAUCAUCGGCAAGGGAGGGGAGACCAUCAAACAGCUACAGGAGCGAGCAGGAGUGAAGAUGAUCCUGAUUCAGGACGCGUCUCAGGGACCCAACAUGGACAAGCCCCUGCGCAUCAUCGGGGAGCCAUACAAAGUGGAGCAAGCCAUGGAGUUGGUGCAGGAGAUACUGAGGGAGAGGGAUCAGCCUGGCUUCGGAGACAGGAACGAGUACGGCUCCCGCAUGGGGGGAGGUGGAAGAGCCAUGGACGUUCCAGUGCCGCGACACUCUGUCGGGGUGGUGAUUGGUCGCAACGGGGAGAUGAUCAAGAAGAUUCAGAACGACGCAGGAGUUAGGAUACAGUUUAAACCAGAUGAUGGCACAGGUCCAGAUAAGAUGGCCCACAUCAUGGGCCCACCAGACUGCUGUGACAAUGCUGCCCAGAUCAUCCAGGAGCUACUGCAGAGCAUCAGGGUCAGAGAGGAGGGAGGACAGGAGGGUCCUCCCGGGCCUCCAGGCAUGUCCCCGAGUGGUGGCGGCAGGGGCCGCAGCCGAGGGGGCCAGGGAAGCUGGGGUCCCCCUGGUUGUGGAGGAGGGGAGAUGACUUUCUCCAUUCCGGCCCACAAGUGUGGCCUGGUGAUCGGACGGGGCGGGGAGAACAUCAAGGCCAUCAACCAGCAGACUGGGGCCUUUGUGGAGAUCUCCCGCCAGCUGCCCCCCAACGGGGACCCUAACUUCAAGCUCUUUGUCAUUCGAGGCUCUCCGCAGCAGAUAGAUCACGCCAAGCAGCUCAUCGAGGACAAGAUCGAGGGUCCCCUCUGUCCUGUUUGUCCAGGUCCUGGUGGACCAGGCCCCAUGGGUCCCUAUAAUCCUGAUCCCUAUAACCCAGGACCCCCAGGAGCCCCUGGACCACAUGGAGGUCUUCAUGGCUACCCCCCACAGGGCUGGGGCAACACCUACCAGCAGUGGCAGCCCCAAGCACCCCACGACCCCAGCAAGGCAGCCGGUGCCGCGGACCCUAACGCAGCCUGGGCAGCCUAUUAUGGCCAGUACUACCAGGGAGGGCAGCCAGGGGGAGCAGGGCCCGGCCAGCCCCCCACCAACCCCACCGCUGGUGGCCCAGCACCUGGAGACCAGCCCCAGGCCAGCCAGACCCCUGGGGGCCAGCCUGACUACACCAAGGCCUGGGAGGAGUACUACAAGAAGAUGGGUGUUGCCCAGGCAGGAGGCUCUGCAGCAGGGCCAGGAGCAGCAGGUGCCCCAGCAGCCCCAGGUGGAGGCCAGCAGGACUACAGUGCAGCCUGGGCAGAGUACUACAGGCAGCAGUCUGCUUACUACGGCCAAACAGGACAGGCCCCAGGACAGCCUGCCACCCCUCAGCAAGGCCAGCAGACACAGUGAGCGGCUCGGCUGAGACUCAUAAAGAGCGAGAAUAAAGAAAGGCUACUACCACUUAACCCGACCAGUCAACAGAAUCCGGCCAUUUUUUUUGAAUUUUAUUAUAUCUAUAUUUUUUGUUCUGAAGGGAUUGUGCUGGCAGUCCUUUCCCUGUCCCUCCCCUUUCCCCAUCCACCAACUCACCACUUGUUUAAAUAAAUAUGCGAAGAGAAACUAUUGCUUUGCUUGUGAGCUGAAUAAUGGGAUGGAUUUCUAGUUGUCUUUCAUUUUGGUUCCCUGAAAUCUUCCCUUGUUUUUUCCGUCAUCUGUCAAUAAAAACAUGAACUUGGAAGAUUUGAACUCUGAACCAUGAAAGCCAGAUUUACUUCCGGAAAUGCUCAUCACUCACCCAAUGAAAUCGCACUUUCCCCUUUUUUUAUUUUAUUUACCACAGCCAAACUGUCUAUUCAAGUGACUUACUUCUAGUCCUACACUACUAAUACUGCAUUUACUGAAAUUAACAUUUAUUUAUAAAGAUUACAAUUAAUUACAUGAAUGGUAAAAUGAUUAAGAGUGGGAGGUUUUGCUUUUCAUUGCUUGGUAGUUUGAUUUCUCCUUCAUUUGGAACAUUCCCAUCACCUAAGUUGCUUGGUCUUCAUACAUUUUGAGCUUUGGUUUUGAUUUUAUGUUCUGUGAAUUAUAUUUUUUGUUUUCCGUGUGUGUGUGUGUGACUGUACAGUGUUUAGAAUGUGUCCCCACAAGUGAUGAUAAACGUGCGUGUCUGUAUGAAUGUGGUUGCACAGCGGAAGACUUCAGUGAUUGUGGAACGCUAGUUAACAUAGCCACGGGUAUAUCUACAGUGUGAAGUUACCUACUGCAAACAUCACAUAACACUAGUCUGUUUAACUCAACCUGUUGCACGGGAGACGAACGGUGUUAGAAGUUUUAGUUUCCUUGAUCUGUGACACGGUCUUCUACAUUGUACGUUUUUGUUUUUUAUUUUUCAAUUGUUUUGAAUAAAGUUCCAAUAAGAGAUGUCCUGACCUCCCACCAGUUAGAUCACCUUCUGAUGGGAUGUCCUGACCUCCCACCAGUUAGAUCACCUUCUGAUGGGAUGUCCUGACCUCCCGCCAGUUAGAUCACCUUCUGAUGGGAUGUCUGACCUCCCGCCAGUUAGAUCACCUUCUGAUGGGAUGUCCUGACCUCCCACCAGUUAGAUCACCUUCUGAUGGGAUGUCCUGACCUCCCACCAGUUAGAUCACCUUCUGAUGGUCUGUCCUGACCUCCCACCAGUUAGGUCAACUUCUGAUGGGAUGUCCUGACCUCCCGCCAGUUAGGUCACCUUCUGAUGGGAUGUCCUGACCUCCCGCCAGUUAGAUCACCUUCUGAUGGGAUGUCCUGACCUCCCGCCAGUUAGAUCACCUUCUGAUGGGAUGUCCUGACCUCCCGCCAGUUAGAUCACCUUCUGAUGGGAUGUCCUGACCUCCCGCCAGUUAGAUCACCUUCUGAUGGGAUGUCCUGACCUCCCGCCAGUUAGAUCACCUUCUGAUGGGAUGUCCUGACCUCCCGCCAGUUAGAUCACCUUCUGAUGGGAUGUCCUGACCUCCCGCCAGUUAGAUCACCUUCUGAUGGGAUGUCCUGACCUCCCGCCAGUUAGAUCACCUUCUGAUGGGAUGUCCUGACCUCCCGCCAGUUAGAUCACCUUCUGAUGGGAUGUCCUGACCUCCCGCCAGUUAGAUCACCUUCUGAUGGGAUGUCCUGACCUCCCGCCAGUUAGAUCACCUUCUGAUGGGAUGUCCUGACCUCCCGCCAGUUAGGUCACCUUCUGAUGGGAUGUCCUGACCUCCCGCCAGUUAGAUCACCUUCUGAUGGGAUGUCCUGACCUCCCGCCAGUUAGAUCACCUUCUGAUGGGAUGUCCUGACCUCCCGCCAGUUAGAUCACCUUCUGAUGGGAUGUCCUGACCUCCCGUUUCCCUGAAAUACCGGUUGGAGGAUUCCCAGAAUCAGGAGGGAAUAAGCAGGAAAUCCAGAAUCCUCCAACCCGAAUUUCUGGAAAACCAGGGAAUUUAUUGAAAGUUCCUGGAAUUUUGCAACCCCUAACUAUGGUCCCUGGUCAGGGAAAAACUCCUAUUCAGAGUGAGUUUUAAGGUUGCACUGGAAUAAGCUAUGGUUGAAGUCAUGAGUAAGAUGGCAAUUUAUGGUUGUUAAGGUUAACCUCAGGGUCAUGUUCAUAAGGGACUAACAGACUGGAACAGGGAGGGACUACCUGGACUUGUCCAAUAAGUGCAAAUUUUCUUUUGCAAAACGUUUUGGUACGGUGUGCCCAAAUGAACAUGGCCCAGACAUGUUGAAUCACUAACUCUUGAGGAAGAAUGGCAGCUUGGGCACUGUAUUGGAGUCUGCAUUUUGCAGGGCACAGUGUUGAUAUUGUGAAUAAAAUGACCACCAGCAGCAAUAUUCUGUUGAAUUAAAAGGGUGAAAAGUCAACAUA
Messenger RNA from Salvelinus namaycush (lake trout), 4575 nucleotides. RefSeq names its product far upstream element-binding protein 2-like. Lineage: Eukaryota; Metazoa; Chordata; Actinopteri; Salmoniformes; Salmonidae. The transcript is spliced from 18 exons. Gene Ontology annotation, molecular function: mRNA binding. Gene Ontology annotation, biological process: regulation of DNA-templated transcription. Bases 81 to 2108 code for a protein of 675 amino acids. Gene Ontology annotation, cellular component: nucleus; cytoplasm. The record is from RefSeq and is a predicted model, not a curated record.